Messenger RNA from Ectocarpus sp. CCAP 1310/34, 261 nucleotides. Lineage: Eukaryota; Phaeophyceae; Ectocarpales; Ectocarpaceae. The record is from the annotation of a GenBank genome assembly.
AUGCAGGCAGUCUAUAUGUACUUACCACCCUGGGCUGGUCUAGACGUCUCGACACACGCCACCCGUGUUGCCGGCGACAGCUUUGUUCUCCUCGCCUGCACCGCUAGGCCGUGGCGGGGUAUUCUCAACGAUGUUGAUUGCCGCUGGCUGGACCGAUUCGCUUACGAUGAUGACCGCCGACACGACGAUACGUACAUGUGCCAACCGCAUGUGUACAUGUUCCAGUCAAGACAAUGUUCUACAAUACUACUUAACGGGUAA